This is a messenger RNA of Bipolaris sorokiniana ND90Pr, 2042 nucleotides long. RefSeq lists its product as uncharacterized. Gene Ontology annotation, molecular function: ATP binding; ATP-dependent chromatin remodeler activity. NCBI's taxonomy places the organism in Eukaryota, Fungi, Ascomycota, Dothideomycetes, Pleosporales, Pleosporaceae. The annotation marks the transcript as partial. The record is from RefSeq and is a predicted model, not a curated record. The transcript is spliced from 7 exons.
AUGAACCUCCAUGACGCCAUCAGCUUCGGAUGCUUGAAUCAGAAGAUUUCGCAAGCCCUGAAACGGCUGAAAGCUCUUUCAAACGUCGAGGUCGAAGGUGUUGUGUCACGAGCCAGUCUAGGGAAGGUUAGAGCCGAAUGGAAAAAAUCAGGACGCUCUGCAAACCUACUUGUAGACGUCAACGUUUACGGUCCCAACACUCCUGGAGUUGCUAAAACCGCUGGUAGAAUCCUCAGCAAUGCGAGACUCUUCCUACAACCCCCAAGCUUCGUUACACGGCUGGUCACAUAUGACAAUCCUCAAUAUCUUAAAUUGCCCAAUGUUUCAGAUUAUCAGCGAGAAGCUGUUGAUUUUCUGAACAGAAGAGAAACUGGGGACUUGUCUCUUUCACUCAGUCUUUGGAAACUUGACUCUCUUCCCGGUGGUUCAUUCUGUUACAAACACGUCAUCACUGGUGCAAAAAGUAGCGAGAUGGAGGACGCCCGGGGAGGCAUAUUUGCUGAUGAGAUGGGCCUAGGAAAGACACUAACGAUAUUGACUGUCAUCGUAGAGUCUCUGCAACGAGCGCUUAACUACGCUGUAGGGCUCACAAGAGGCUCAACAAACUCUUGGACAGAGACCGUCCCUUGCAAAACUACCCUCAUAAUUGUCCCCUCUUCGUGUAAACAUAUUGAACCUGGAACGCUCAUAGUUCAUCGCUUCCAUGGCUUAGGAAAACGUCUGGAUCUUGCUCAUCUACUUCGCACUGAUAUAGUUCUCACAACAUACGCGACUGUUGCUGCAGACUUUUGUCGUGGAAACAGUACACUGAACCGCAUUUCGUGGUACCGCCUAGUUUUGGACGAGGCUCACUACAUCCGCAACCCUUUACGGAAACAAUUUCGCGCCAUCCAAACCAUACCUGCACACAUCCGCUGGUGUUUGACAGGUACCCCGAUUCAGAACUCUUUAAACGACCUUGGUGCGCUCUUAAAGUUUUUACGAAUCCCGAUGCUUGAUGACCUGGCAUCGUUUCGCAAGCAUAUCAGCACACCAAUCCUGUCAAAGAACAACAAUCGUUUUGGUAACCUUAGCAGACUUCUAGAAGCCAUAUGUUUGCGUCGUACUAGAUUGAUCCUAAAGCAGCCUGAACCAGCCGAAGAAAUGAAACUCCUUCAGUUUUCCGCUGAAGAGCUGACGCAGUAUCGAGAUUAUACCGCGGUCUGUAGACACUCCAUCGACUUGGCUGUUGCAGGACAUAGCUUCAAGAAAGCUAAUCAGCAAGUUAUCCAGGCUAUUUUAGGUCUAAGGCUGUUCUGUAACGAUGGAGAAAAGUCUCUUGCCAAAAGAAGUUCAUCAUAUGGCCUCCCAACCUUACCGGAAGAAGUUCUGAGUUCCUUGCAGACUUCCGCGGAUGCUGUAUGCAUCCAGUGUGGCUGCGAAAUUACGGCAAUGUAUCAACGCGACGACAAAAGCUCAGGUGUACUGACUGUUUGUCAUCAUCUCAUAUGUGGUGAAUGUCUUACAGAUUUUGAAGCGGAUCUUGACGAAAACUCGGAAGAUGGACGUAGCUGCUGCCCGUUCUGCGGUUUCAGAGCAGAGAGGUCGUCAUUUGUUGUUGUACCUUCCUCGGACACGGAAAACCCUACAGAUGUACGGACUAUAGUGUGGCCUACAAAGUUGCGCGCAAUUCUUGACAGCGUUCAGCAACAAGGCUCAAGUGAUAAGUGCAUCGUAUUCUCUGCCUGGAAGACAACCCUCGACAUCAUGGCUAGCAUAUUCGACGUUGCCCUAGUCCCGUAUUUUCGUAUACAUGGUAGCAUACCAGCUAGUAGGAGGAGUAAAGUUCUUGACAAUUUUGAGCAGUCUACAACCACUCGAGUCUUGUUGAUAACACUAGGAACUGGAGCAGUCGGCUUGAACAAGAUGAAGGCUGCCAAUAUCAUACAUAUCAUUGAGCCCCAGUGGAACCCUUCAGUCGAGAAUCAGGCGAUUGGGCGCAUUAUACGACUUGGACAGGAAAAAGCUGUCAAGAUUUUCCGAUACAUCAUGAAAGGAAGUGU